ACACGAGCUGAUUACUCAAACGAGUGAUGGGUUCAACCUGAUAGAAUCAAGGAACACCAUUGUUAACGGCAAACUCAUCCCUCCCCAUUUGAAUAAUCUGAUUCCGUUGCGAGUUGUAAACCCCGAUUUAAAACAAUCCUACCCUUUUCUUGUUUUCUUUUAAACAUGAUGAAUAGGAUCACCAGGAUCACGAUCAGGAUUAGAAACCCACUCCUACUCUUACUAUUAUUCCUCACAAUUGUUGCCCCAUUUGUUCUCAACCCUCUCGCAAUUUCUUUAUUUUUUGCAGAUACAUAUGAAUUCAUUCCUAAUAAUUCUACAGUUAUACCUAAGGAUAAUUUGAAUGAAUCUGUUGAUGGUGAAUUAUUAAGGAAAGAUAGAGAGCUUACUGAAGAGACAAAGGGUGUGUUUCUCAUUAAGGAAGUUACUCGUGGUGAACGACAAGAAGCGGGUGACAAGGAGAAUGUGAAGUCGAGGUCGAAUGAUCGUGCAAUGUUAGCCGUUGAAGUUGAAACUAAACAAGAGGCUCAGAAAGUUGGUAAAAGGGAACUUACAAAAACAAAAAGUAAGAAACCGGAUGAACAUCCUUUGGCCGAUACUCGCGUGCGGUAUCUCAAAGACCAGUUGAUUGGGGGAAGACUUUUUCUUUCCCUUCUUGCAACAAGAAGCAACUCUCAUUUUAUUAAAGAACUUCGGGGCCGUAUGAAGGACGUUCAAAAGGCACUUGGUGAUGCAACCAACGAUGCAGAUUUACCAAAGAAUGCAUAUAACAAGCUGAAGGCGAUGGAUCAAACAUUGGCAAAAGGAAAGCAAAUACAUGAUGAUUGCACUGCCAUUGUAAGAAAACUUCGUGCUAUGAUCUACUCAACCGAAGAACAACUACGUGUCUACCAGAAACAGGCCUUGUUUUUGACUCACUUAACUGCCAAAACUGUUCCUAAGGGCCUCCAUUGUCUUACUUUACGCCUUUCAACCGAAUACUAUUCUAUAAACUCUUCUGCACAACAAUUCCCAAAUCAAGAAAAUCUUGACGACCCGAACCUGUUCCACUAUGCAUUGUUUUCGGAUAAUGUGUUAGCUACAGCAGUGGUUGUCAAUUCAACUGUUACAAAUGCCAAUGAUCCUUCGAAACAUGUGUUCCACAUUGUUACCGACAAGCUGAAUUAUGCUGCAAUGCGGAUGUGGUUUCUUGUAAACCCACCCGGGAAGGCUACAAUCCAAGUUCAGAACAUCGAUGAAUUCACGUGGCUAAAUGCGAGUUAUAGCCCGGUUCUUAAACGGCUGGCUUCUCAGAAGAUGAUUGACUAUUAUUACAAAACACAUAAGGCGGGCGAGCCUGGUUCAAAUCUGAAGUUUCAGAACCCGAAAUAUCUGUCAAUAAUGAACCAUCUUCGGUUUUACCUUCCGGAGAUAUUUCCGAAGCUGAGUAAAGUGGUGUUCUUGGAUGAUGAUAUAGUGGUUCAGAAGGAUUUAAGUGGUCUUUGGUCUAUUGAUCUGAAAGGUAAGGUGAAUGGUGCCGUUGAGACGUGUGGGGGAAACUUGUUCCAUCGGUUUGACCGCUACCUCAACUUCUUGAAUCCCAUCAUCGCUAAGAACUUUGACCCACAUGCAUGUGGAUGGGCAUAUGGAAUGAAUGUAUUCGAUCUUGAGGAAUGGAAGAAACAAAAUAUUACACAGGUUUAUCACUCGUGGCAGAAUCUGAAUAACGAGAGGCAACUUUGGAAGCUGGGGACGUUGCCACCUGGUUUGAUAACUUUCUGGAAACGGGUAUACACGUUAGAAAAGUCAUGGCAUGUACUUGGGCUCGGGUACAACCCGAGUGUGAGCCAGAAGGAGAUUGAACGAGCAGCAGUGAUUCACUACAAUGGGAAUUUGAAACCGUGGCUCGAGAUGGGGAUACCCAAGUUUAGAGGUUACUGGAGCAGGUAUGUGGACUAUGAUCAGUCGUACAUGCGGGAUUGCAAUAUGAGUUGAUGAGUAGACUGAAAAGAAGACGUAAAGCGGGUCAAUAAGUAGUUUAUAUUCUUUGAUUGUUCAUGGCAUUGAUGGUUAGUUUGAUCAUGUAUCAACCUUGCUAAAAGAGAACCCGGCCAUUUCUCAACAUAAAAAUAGAAUCAAGUAGCACACGCUCUAACUGAAAA
This is a messenger RNA of Helianthus annuus (common sunflower), 2141 nucleotides long. RefSeq names its product probable galacturonosyltransferase 4. The record is from RefSeq and is a predicted model, not a curated record. Gene Ontology annotation, molecular function: polygalacturonate 4-alpha-galacturonosyltransferase activity. The transcript has 8 exons. Bases 166 to 1974 code for a protein of 602 amino acids. NCBI's taxonomy places the organism in Eukaryota, Viridiplantae, Streptophyta, Magnoliopsida, Asterales, Asteraceae.